This is a messenger RNA of Hemibagrus wyckioides, 4019 nucleotides long. It is a transcript of the gene wnt16, whose product is annotated as wingless-type MMTV integration site family, member 16. Gene Ontology annotation, molecular function: cytokine activity; frizzled binding. Bases 183 to 1256 code for a protein of 357 amino acids. Gene Ontology annotation, biological process: canonical Wnt signaling pathway; neuron differentiation; cell fate commitment. Lineage: Eukaryota; Metazoa; Chordata; Actinopteri; Siluriformes; Bagridae. Gene Ontology annotation, cellular component: extracellular region. The record is from RefSeq and is a predicted model, not a curated record. The transcript has 4 exons.
GUGUGGUAUCCCUGCACGCGCCUGACAGAGGAGACAGGAUCUGACAUCUUCUGGAUCGACUGCAUGAGUGUGAACAGAAAUCUCACCCAGAUAAAGGAUUACUGAUGUGAUAUCUGAUGGAUUUGUGACUGCUAAGGAGGUUGCUCCAUGGAGCUGCAGUCGUCCUGUUAAAUGAGGCGGUCAUGGAGAAGAGCAGCAGCUGGGGAUUACAUGUAUUCGAGCUUUUCUUACUCGUCUUGCUCUCGGGUUAUCCGUUAUGUUGUCACGGAAGCUGGAUGUGGCUGGGCAUCACGUCUGUCGGAGUAGUGGAGAAGAUGGGCUGUGCGAAUUUGCCUCUGUCCAGCAAGCAGAAGGACGUGUGUAAGCGGAAACCAUACCUGCUUCCCAGCAUUAAAGACGGAGCGCGUCUGGGCAUCGCAGAGUGUCAGUCCCAGUUCAGACAUGAGCGCUGGAACUGCAGCACCAGUAAACAGCCGUCUGUGUUCGGCUACGAGCUCAACAGUGGAACGAAAGAGACAGCGUUCAUCUACGCUAUCAUGGCAGCAGGGCUGGUCCACUCAGUCACCCGGGCCUGCAGUGCAGGGAACAUGACCGAGUGCUCGUGUGACACCACACUAACAGGCAGCGGCUCACAAACCGAGGGCUGGCACUGGGGCGGCUGCUCGGAUGACAUCGCCUAUGGGACGUGGUUCAGUCGCCGGUUUAUUGACCAUGCAACAAAGAACACUUCUACACAAGGAGAUGAGGCUAUGCUCAUAAUGAACCAGCACAACAGCGAGGCAGGGAGACAGGCUGUAGCAAAGACGAUGUGGACGGACUGCCGCUGUCAUGGCGUCUCAGGCUCCUGUGCUGUAAAGACAUGCUGGAAGACCAUGGCAUCCUUUGCGCGUGUAGGCAACUACCUAAAGGACCGUUAUGAGAACAGCGUACAGGUGCUAGACCGCACCAAGCGCAAGUUCCGUCGCAAGGAAAAGGAACAAAGGCACGUGCCCAUCGGACGGGAGGAGCUCAUCUUCCUCAACAAGUCACCCAAUUAUUGUGUGGAGGACAGGCGGUUGGGCGUGGCCGGGACUCGGGGGCGCCGGUGCAACCGCACAUCUGCCGGGCCAGACGGCUGCAACCUGCUAUGCUGCGGUCGUGGAUACAACACACACGUGGUGCGUCAUGUGGAGCGCUGCGAGUGCAAGUUCAUCUGGUGCUGCUACGUGCGCUGCCGUCGCUGCGAAACCAUGAACGACAUUCACACAUGCAAGUGAAGGGACGAGCCGAGGACAGGGAAAUAUGAGGAGAGAUAGAAAGAGGUGAAGUGAAGUUUGACUGGGGAAGUAGAGAUGAUAUGGGUUGUACUUCCACUUCCUUUCCUGUACCUCUUUGAGUUUCAUCUGUCUCAAAGGCUUUGAUCAGUGGCGCCUUCACUUGCUUGAGCAGUUGGAUGGAUUCUCAGGAAGUUGAUGAAGUGUUACUGUGAGAACUGACGACCGAAGUGGCUUUGUGACAAGAGGGAUAAUCUUCUAAUAAACUGUUUCCCUUAUAAGCCACAAACGCAAAAACAGAUUAUGGACAUCAUAGCCAAGACGACAGAGAAUCCAAAAAAUAAAAAUUAAAAAAACUCUGGGAUGCAAUGAGGAUUGGAUUCUAAAGUGGGAUCAAGUCUGAAUAAAUUCAGAUUAUGGUCAAUUGUGUCUGUUAAUAUUCAUCUAGAUAUUAAUUCAGUCUUGAAUUAUACUCUUAAAAAUGUUUAAAUUCUUUGACUUUUCCUUAAAGUAGAUGCUGUAAUAGAGUGCUUAUCUAUCAGAGAAGCUAAAGAAUCAAAAGGUACUUAAAAAAACGCCAUUAUCAUGCUUAUGUUAACUUAUGAGUAGUUUAAAAUGCUUAUAUAAUGUAAAUAGUCUACUAAAUAAUGUGGCUUUUCCAAAGAUAUACACUAUUACUACUUCUUGGGUAACCCUUAAAAGUUCUUAGUAGAACUUUAGUACAGAGUGUUGUCCUUUUUGUAAAAGGUUCCCAGUAGAACAAUUAACAAUGCAAAGAACAAUUAAAGAAACUUUUUUCUAAGAUAAAUUUUUCCCUGCUGGAAAAACCAAUCCGAAUCCAGAACCGUUACAUUCUUCAUGUUGUCCUUCUAGGGAAUGCUUUGAAAUUUCUAUUUUCUAACAGGUGAACUUCAGAAAGGUAGAAAGCCAUUAAUCAUCUGAACAAUCACUUCAGAACUGUUUUUAAGCCAAGUACAAUGGAAAAAAAAAGUUCCACAUCCAUCAUUGAGUAUUAUUCUUCUGUCUUGUCUUUCUGGGAGAACCCUUAACCAUUCUACUGUAUGUACAGCUAUUUAGCAGGGAGAUAUUGCUAUUAACCAUUUUGGCAUAUAGUGUUCUUCAGUAUUGUCCUUCUGGGUGACAGCUAGAAGUUUCUAAACAACACCACAGAACCUGAUUUUUCAAGUCAUGUACAAUCUUAAGAGUUCCUUCUUCCUACUAUAACCAUCUGUCCUGCAGAACUGCUUUAGAAACCUAGAACCAUAUGGCAUCCAAACAGAACCAUGUUUUUUUUCUAGGCCAGAGUUAAAAAUAAGCUAAAUGUGUUAAAAAUACAGAACUUCAGUCUUCUGGGAACACUCUUUUCUUUCUAAAACCAUGUAACGGUGCUCUCAAAUUCCCAAAAGGUUCAAAUUAGAAGUGCCUUAGCAAGCUAGAACCAACCAAAGCAAUUUGGAACCCUCCAAAACCAGUACAAUCUUAGAGAAGAAACGAUUAAAUCUAUCUCAGUAUAGGUUUCUUUGGUUUUUGUCUCUCUGGGUGAAACCUUAAAGGUUCUAUCAUCUAACUCUACCAGUUUGUCUCACUUUCAUAAAAGCUUCCCAGUAAAUAUGCAUUAGAGAGUUAGAGCCAUUUAGCAUCCAGUUAAAUCGAUUAUUGUAUUGGUUUCUUUGGUCUUGUCUCUCUAAGAGAAACCUUAAAGGUUCUUAUCUUAAACUCUACCAGUGUGUCUCACUUUCAUAAAAUUAGAGCUACAUUAAGGUUUAAGGCUACAUUAAGAAAAAAAAAGAGUUAAAUCUAUUACUGUAUAGGGUUCUUGGUUCUUGUCCUUCUGGGUGAAACUGGGUGAAAAGGUUCUAUCUAAAACCCUCUUAUGGAGUGUCUUGCUUUGACAAAAGAUUCCAAGUGCCUUAGAGUGAUAGAACCAUGAUCCAUCCAAACAAAACAGAGAGAAAAAUCAGUCUUGGCUUUCUGAGAGAACAUUUUAAAGUUCACUAGAACAAAUUGGUUCCCUUUCAAAAAUGGUCGCCUUUAGAAAUCUAGAACUGAUCCAAAGAAUAUGUGAAAUGGUUUUUUUAAUACUUUUUAUGUAGUAUGUAGAGCUAGGGGAAGAACUGAAGUCCUUGUACAUUUUAAAUGACCUCUUUAGACUCCAGGCCCAUUUGGAUAAUGAUGUAAUAACUUUCUGAUGAUGUCUGCUUCUUUUACCCCACUCCUUGUUAUAUUUGUGCCUCUGAAGAAACCCUUAGAGGAUUUGUGUAAGUAUGCUUCUCUUCAGCAAAGUUUGCAAGCCCAAUAUCUAAGCAACCAGCAAAUCAACCAACCAAAGAACUCUUGAGGAACCCUUUCUUUAAGUAAAGUGUAUACAUAGCUUCUGUGCUCUUAGCCUGUUCCAUACACUGUCUUCCUCAACAAGAAGUCAUGAUUUGUUAAAAGUCACAAACAUGUGCCAAAUACCACAAGUUUUUUCGUUUAAAAUGGCCCUAAAAAGCUAACGCAAGUGACACUUUAGCGCAAGUGACACUUUGUUAGAGCUUCCUAAAGGCUCUUACUGAACACACUGGCAGCUGCUUAUUGUCUUACACAUUUGAAUGCACUUGUGAGGGAAUUUUGUCUGUCUUUGCUUUGUCCAAACUGCUUCAGCCAUCUUCUGUCAGGAAGCCUUGUGUCAAAAGGAAAUUGCUGUGGUGCUCCAGAGUAAACAAUAAACUCCAACUUUGUUUGUAAAAACGUUUUCACCUGCAGUCCAAUAAAUCGUUUCAUUUG